Molecule: messenger RNA, 1510 nt
Organism: Salvia splendens (bonfire salvia)
Lineage: Eukaryota; Viridiplantae; Streptophyta; Magnoliopsida; Lamiales; Lamiaceae
Product: target of rapamycin complex subunit LST8-1
Exons: 11
Coding region: 275-1222 (315 amino acids)
Biological process (GO): TOR signaling; regulation of actin cytoskeleton organization
Cellular component (GO): TORC1 complex; TORC2 complex
Molecular function (GO): protein binding
Source: RefSeq, a predicted model, not a curated record
CACUUGAUUUAUUUCAGGCGCUCGCGCUCUCCCUCGCCAAACGCCGCGCUACGAUUCGAGUGGAUGAUACCGCGAAAGAGAUUCUCACUCUAAAUCAGUCCGCCAUUUUCUCUUUCUCCAGCGAAAGGACUUCGCUUAUUGGGCCAAAAAGAAAAGAGGGAAAACACAGAAUCUCUGCUCAACUCUUAUUAUGAUGGAUUAAGUUUCCCGGCUUCAACUAAUUCCUCAGGGAUCAUCCCGUUGUUUUUUGUUUGAAGGAGAAUAGAGAUUAAAGAUGAGUCAACAACCAUCAGUUGUUCUGGCUACUGCAAGCUACGAUCACACAAUUCGUUUCUGGGAAGCAAAAAGCGGGCGCUGCUAUCGAACAAUCCAGUACCCUGAAUCGCAAGUGAACAGGCUUGAGAUUACACCUGAUAAGCGCUACCUGGCUGCAGCCGGAAAUCCUCAUAUUCGACUGUUUGAUGUCAAUGCAAACAGCCCUCAGCCAGUGAUGAGCUAUGAUUCACACACUAAUAAUGUAAUGGCUGUUGGAUUUCAAUGCGAUGGAAAUUGGAUGUAUUCAGGAUCUGAAGAUGGCACUGUGAAGAUUUGGGAUUUAAGAGCACCAGGGUGCCAGAGAGAAUAUGAAAGUCGUGCAGCAGUUAACACAGUGGUUUUGCACCCCAAUCAGACUGAACUGAUCUCUGGGGACCAAAAUGGUAAUAUCCGAGUCUGGGAUUUGACAGCAAAUUCUUGCAGUUGUGAGUUGGUACCAGAAGUCGAUACAGCAGUGCGAUCCUUAACUGUAAUGUGGGACGGCAGCUUGGUGGUUGCAGCAAAUAACCGUGGAACAUGCUAUGUGUGGCGUUUAAUGCAAGGAACGCAGACUAUGACCAACUUCGAGCCACUUCAUAAACUUCAAGCUCAUGAUCAAUAUAUACUUAAGUGUCUGCUUUCACCAGAAUUGUGUGAGCCUAAUCGGUAUCUGGCUACUGCAUCUUCGGAUGGUACUGUCAAAAUAUGGAACGUGGAUGGUUUUACGUUGGAAAAAACACUAGUAGGUCACCAGCGCUGGGUUUGGGACUGUGUUUUCUCCGUCGAUGGUGCUUUCCUAAUCACAGCUUCAUCGGAUUCAACUGCAAGAUUGUGGUCCAUGUCCACCGGUGAGGAGAUCAAAGUCUACAAAGGACAUCAAAAGGCAACUGUGUGCUGUGCUCUUCACGAUGGGACUGAGCCUUCAUGAUGAAUGUGGAACUACCCCUUCGUCCUUGCCCUGUUUCACAUCGAAACUCUGUAGUGCCAUCGUGCACGCUGAUGGAGUUGCUGACAACGUCAUUUCACGUGGUCAUAUGUGUGUUGGGAGUUUUCCUGAUUGUCUUUCAGUUUGCGUUGUGUGAAUAUCUGUCUUUUUUAGUGAUUUUCAUCACCUUCUGAAAUUUUCUUUUUAGGGGUAGACUUCUUGUUGAAUCAAUGUGUCGAUUAUUGCAGUUCUUUCUUCUCAUGGAUUAUUACCAAUUUAUCACUUGUACUU